AUGAAAGGGGAGGUAAGUCAUACAGAACUCCCGACAGAUACACUGAUAGAAGUGGAGAUAGUACAGGAGAUGAAAGGGGAGGUAAGUCCUACAGAACUCCCGACAGAUACACUGAUAGAAGUGGAGAUAGUACAGGAGAUGAAAGGGGAGGUAAGUAAUAUAGAACUCCCGACAGAUACACUGAUAGAAGUAGAGAUAGUACAGGAGAUGAAAGGGGAGGUAAGUCCUACAGAACUCCCGGCAGAUACACUGAUAGAAGUGGAGAUAGUACAGGAGAUGAAAGGGGAGGUAAGUCCUACAGAACUCCCGACAGAUACACUGAUAGAAGUGGAGAUAGUACAGGAGAUGAAAGGGGAGGGUUCAGGACAGAGAAGAAUGAUGACUCUACAUGCCCUGGACGCCAUGUUUAUGUACGGUAAAGAUGUCCGCAGUCUGACUUUCAGAGACAGAAUUGACAAGCUAAGGAAGUUUGUACAGUGUAUCACCAAGCCGACCCGACCCAAUCUGACCCAGAUUAUUGUCCCAUACAUCUACAGGCUGGAGGAGGUCCACCAGGUGUUUGACAGGUUGGAGUUUCGUCGCGUUAAAGGUUCGGCUAAUCCCCGGUUGUGUUACAGUCCCCCGGACAGAGCUGACGGAAGGUGCUUCCUGCCGUCUGGACUCUGUAUCGUAAAAAUCGUCAAAGAUCCCUGGACAAUGGCUCUCAGUAAAUCAGCCAAUCAAAAGUAUUUUUACAACAUACACACGAAAGAGUCCACAUUCCACUGUCCCCCAUCAAGUGUGGCCCACUGCAGUGACUGCAAAACAUCAAGCUAUAUCUGGAAAUUUGAAGAGGGUGUGAAGAUUCAUCCAGACCAGACAUUCUCAGCCAACCCCCACAGAAUCUCCAAGGACAAUUUCUUAGACUACAUAAAUAUGUUGACCCCUAGGUGACCCCUCAGUGACAUUGCCGCCAUUUUAUCAGCCUCCAUUUCACUUCACUCUGUAUCAGAAUCAUCAGGAAUGUUCAACCUUAAUGAACAAAACAUUUGUUGUUCUCAUACAUGUAUUUGUUUGUACUGCAUACAUUAACUAUUGUUGAUGAAUUAUGUUACGUAUGUUUGAUUUA
Saccostrea cuccullata (small rock oyster) is the source of this 1108-nucleotide messenger RNA. Its product is annotated as cap-specific mRNA (nucleoside-2'-O-)-methyltransferase 1-like. Gene Ontology annotation, biological process: 7-methylguanosine mRNA capping. The coding region runs from base 1 to 933 and encodes 310 amino acids. The transcript has 6 exons. The record is from RefSeq and is a predicted model, not a curated record. Gene Ontology annotation, cellular component: nucleus; cytoplasm. NCBI's taxonomy places the organism in Eukaryota, Metazoa, Mollusca, Bivalvia, Ostreida, Ostreidae. Gene Ontology annotation, molecular function: methyltransferase cap1 activity; protein binding.